This is a messenger RNA of Bolinopsis microptera, 527 nucleotides long. Its product is annotated as solute carrier family 22 member 16-like. The coding region runs from base 79 to 420 and encodes 113 amino acids. The transcript has 3 exons. Lineage: Eukaryota; Metazoa; Ctenophora; Tentaculata; Lobata; Bolinopsidae. The record is from RefSeq and is a predicted model, not a curated record.
ACAUUCCUGGUGGCCCUUAUCCCCUUACAACUGAGUUCCUCCUUCUCAUUAGAGCAGCUGAGCUGUCUGAUUGGAAGUAUGUUUGUAGCUGCCACCUUCUGUGGUAUCUACUUGUACACCAUGGAGCUUGCUCCAACUUCUCACAGAGGCAAGAUGCUGGGUUACAGCUCCUUUGCUGCAAGGAUAGGAUCGUUCUGUGGUCCCCAAGCGUCCCUGUUGUUCUCCUGGAACAAGCCCGGAACUCUGAUACUGUUCGCAGUACUAGCUGCAUCAGCUGGACUGCUCUGUUACAGAUUACCGGACACUAAGGAUGUUCCUACUCCUAGCACUGCAGCCGAGGUACAACGACGAAAAGAUGAGAAAGAUGGCAGGGUACAAGCUACUGUGGUAGAAAACAAAUAUGCUGCUGAACUGCCCUAAUUGCAGUUUCAAUUAUCUGUCUCACGUGACGAGACUGUAUUUAGGAAACUGUGUUAUGUGGGGAAACUAACCGUUCUCUAGAUUUUACUAUCAACAAGACUGUAGUA